AUCUACAGGUCCUACGUGAUUAUGAAUUAGUGACAAGUGACAGUGAUAUGAAAUACAUAAUUGGCUCGUGAUUAACUGUGAUUGAAAUGUUCAACAAUAAUAAUAUUGACUGAUGUGAUAGUUUGAUAGCAUUUGAUAACCGUUUUUAUACUUUACCGUAACUUUUAAAUAAUCGUCAUGACUUCUCCGCAACGUUUGCCGAAACGUUCAUCGCUGAAAAGAUCGUCGAAAAAUCGGUCGCCUUCUUCUUCAGUCAGGAUCAACAGUUUAACGUCGUUGACUUCGUCUUAUCACCACCUACAUGGACAACGCAAAGCGACUCUCAACGACAAUGAUUUUCUCCUCAAAAGAGGAGGAAUUAAUAAUAAUGCCACUAUCUCUGCCGAUGAUGAUUGGGACACUAGUGUUACUCUUCCUGUUGAACUGAAUAUUAAUAAAGUGUUGAGACCUCAUGACAACUAUAGCAAGGUGGUUGGAUCACAGUGCAACGGUGUGUUAGCCCGGCUGCUGGGAUGGCCUUCCAAGGAAGAAGUCACCGGACCCGAGACGAAGGAGCAGGAUGAGAAGAAAACGCCUGAGACGUCGGUGUCAGGGGACGGUGUGGUUCAGAAGUGGGGCACAGAGUACAAUGUGUGGCACAGUGUUGGACCUAUUCACUCCUCCAUGUCAUCAUCUUCCUCGGCACAAACACCUAUAAAGCAGGAUGACGCAGGCAGCCGUAGCUACUCAGGCCAGCAGCAGCUGGGAGCCAAAGUGGAGAUGGUGUACAGUCUGCUGUCGAUGCUGGGCACCCACGACAGGGAGAAGAUGACCACCACACUGCUGGCCAUGAGCAGCUCACCCGACAGCUGCCAGGCCAUGCGACAGUCUGGUUGUGUGCCGCUACUGGUGCAGCUAGUGCACGCGCGCGAGGAGAGCACAGUGGUGCGCGCGCGCGCCAGCCAAGCACUACACAACGUGGUGCACUGUCACGCCGACGACAAGCGCGGCAGACGCGAGGCGCGCGUGCUACGGCUGCUGCAACAGCUCAUCGAUUUCGCCGACGCGGCACUUGCAGGCGCGGACGCGGAAGCGGAUGGGGAAGCAGGAGUGAAGGAGGCGGAAGCAGAAGUGAAGGAGGCGGCUGAUGACGCACAUCCGGCCGCAGCUAUUGCCGCGCUCAUGAAGCUCUCUUUCGACGAGGAGCACCGGCAUGCCAUGUGUCAGCUGGGUGCUUUGCAUGCCAUCGCCACUCUCAUACAGGUUGACGCAGAGGUUCACGGCAGUGACACGAGUGGCCAGAGCUGUGUGACGGUGCGUCGCUACGCUGGCAUGGCGCUCACCAACCUGACCUUUGGAGACAGCAACAACAAGGCACUGCUCUGCUCGCUGCAACCGUUCAUGGUCGCCCUAGUCGCGCAGCUGAAGUCGCCCAGCGAAGAUCUCAGACAGGUAACAGCCAGCGUCCUACGCAACCUGUCGUGGCGAGCUGAUGCGACAAGCAAGACAACGCUGCGGGAUGUCGGAGCCGUGUCGGGUCUGAUGCGUGCCGCUAUGCAGGCCAAGAAGGAGUCCACCCUCAAGUCCAUUCUGUCCGCGCUCUGGAAUUUGUCGGCGCACUGCAAUAUGAACAAGGUUGAAAUUUGUGCAGUGGAGGGAGCUCUGCAAUAUUUAGUGGAAAUGUUGAGUUUCCAAGCACCGUCCAGAACUUUGGCAAUAGUUGAAAAUGCUGGCGGCAUUCUACGUAACAUUUCCAGUCAUGUUGCACUCAGAGAAGAUUACAGAGCUAUUCUGCGCGCGCACAACUGUUUGCCACUGCUGCUGCAACAGCUGCAGUCGCCCAGCCUGACAGUGGUGAGCAACGCGUGUGGCGCGCUGUGGAACCUGUCGGCGCGAUGCACGCUCGAUCAACGCGCUCUCUGGGAGUUGGGCGCAGUCCCGAUGCUGCGGUCGCUCGUCCACUCCAAGCACCGCAUGAUAUCUAUGGGCGCGUCGGCUGCACUCAAGAAUCUGCUCGCGUCAAGGCCGGACGCCGAUAUAUUCGAUCGCACCUCCAGAGGUAUGCCGACACUGCUGGUUCGCAAGCGACGAGCACUUGAACAGGAGUUGGACUGCACUCUGUCGGAGACGUGCGACAACAUAGAGUCACCCGGCCGCUGGGACAGUCACGAGAGUGUCACCAGCACUCACUCCGAGAACACAUUCGACCGAAUGUCCCGUUCCCACCACUGUCAACGCUCUGGCUCAUUACAGCUGAUGAAAAGAAGCGGUAGCAACGCAUCUACGCCUACAGAUGGAAACCGCGAUCAAAACCAACUGGAAAGUCAGAUGCAGCGCUUGAAACUCAAUGAGUCGGCUCUGUCAUCUGUCGCAUCAUCUGGCAACAGUUUAUACAACACUAAUAACUCCACCAGUAUCACAAAUUCCUCUGCCAAUAGUGACGCUACUACUAACAGAUGCACCGAUAAACCGUCUACAAAACCUGACCUCGUUGAAUCAACGACACCGGAAGAGAAACCAGUAGACUACAGCUGCUCGAAAGAAGACCGAGGUGACGAGAAGAAGAGCACCAGUCUGGAGAGACGAAAGCUGGCGCAACGAGAAGGCGAGAAAUCGGUGAAAAGUCGGCCUAAUUCGUCGAGCGGUCAGUUACCAAGUGAGGAGGAUCGUCUGAUCGCUGAGGAGGAUCAUCUGAUCGCUGAGGAGGACGUGGAUAUGCCGACGGACUACAGUCUCAAGUACCAUGAGGGUGGCGACAAUAAGGCUCGUGAAGAGUUGGAUGAUCGCUAUCAGAAGCAGGCUGAUUAUAACCUCAUGGUCCGCUAUCGCAGUUGCAAGUCGCCUGAGGGCGUUUCCGCUGAAGCUGAACUAGACCAGCCCACCGACUAUAGUUUGAAGUACAGGGAAAGUGGCGGUCAUGAAGGAGAGAAGCGUAACUGUGUGGACAACCGACAUGAGAUAAUUGAGAACAGCGGCCAUUACGCCGAGACCGACCUGGAUGAGGCUCUCGACUACUACACCGAAGAUAAGGUGCAGACCUACUGCACUGAGGGCACGCCCUAUGCUUUCUCCAAUGCCACAUCCAUGUCCGAUCUCAGGGUGUCUGAGAAUAAUGAAACUCCUGCUGAAAAGAUAACGACGGUUGAGGCAGCUCUAGACCAACCGACCGACUACAGUUUCAAGUACAGGGAGAACAGCGAAGGCGAGAAGGAGACGGAGUCAGUCGGUUGCCAUGACAACGAGACCAGCGGCCAUUACGCCGAAACCGACCUGGAUGAGGCGCUCGACUACUACACCGAAGAUAAGGUGCAGACCUACUGCACUGAGGGCACGCCCUAUGCUUUCUCCAAUGCCACAUCCAUGUCCGAUCUCAGGGUGUCCGAAGCCAAUGAACCAACCCCUGAAAAGUUACCAAAGGAAGAGCGUGUGGACGGUGUAAAGAAGGCUAGCACUCCCGUGGGAUCGCCAGCCAAUGGCUCCCAAGCAGCAGAAUCACAGCAGACAGCUAAUAUCACACCGAAAGAGGAAAAUAGAGAAAAUAAAGGAGCAACCCUCGAAACACCUCUAAUGUUCUCUCGAAGCAGCUCUCUGGGAUCUCUCAGCAACUGUGAGCCUCCUGACGGCUCAGUUGGCUGUGAAUUCAGUCGUUUCACUAGCGGUGUGGUAUCGCCGUAUGAUUUACCAGAAUCACCUCUACAAACAGGUCCAUCUAGUCCACGCAACAUUAAGCCAUCACCACAGCAACCAGCAGGCGGCGGUAAAGUGGUGACCUUCGAGACACCGCUGAUGUUUUCGCGCUGCAGUUCGCUGGGUUCGCUGAGCAGCUGUGAGCCGCCGGACAGUUCGGUGGUGAGCGAGUUCAGUCGGUUCGCGAGCGGCGUCAUUUCGCCCACCGAACUGCCAGAUUCGCCCACGCAGACAGGCCCGCCCAGUCCCCGUCACGUCAAGCCGAUGCCGCAACCGACUGCUGUUGGUAAAGGAGUGGCCACAGCCAAUGGCCACCCAAGCAGUGUUUUUGAGGACACUGUGGCCGCGUUCAAGGAGGAGAGCACCCCUCAACAUUUCUCCACCGGAACAAGUCUCAGCUCUCUAACCUUCGAUGACGAGCCCACACCUCUACAACAACAGAUGAUCAAACAGCAGCAACAACGCAUCAACAACACUAGCAACAGCAGCAGUAGUGUGGCUCCCAACUCCACUUCCUCCUCAUCAGCGGCUGGCAAUGAUGCCAACAUGAAGGCUGAGGUGGACCCGGCUGUGCUGGCACUGGCCCCUGUCAGUGAGGAGGAAGACGAGGAUGAUAUGUUGGCUGCCUGCAUCAAUAUCGGCAUGCAGAAUAGUAAUCGACAGCGCAGCUCGCAUAUUUCGAAGCCGACGCCACUGAGCAGACUGCCCAAGCCACGUCACAGCGGCAUUCCGGUCAAGGCAGCCGCCGGGAUAACACCCCCUGGUCAUCACCAGCCCAGCAGCUUCAAUCAACGCAAACUUCACAAUCCUCAGCAUCAGCUCAUCAUUGACUCCGAGGUUAACGAAGACAGUACAACUGAGUUCUGCACUGAAGGUACCCCGGCUAAUAUUAGUCAUGCCACAUCACAUUCCGAUCUCUCCAUGCUCUGUGCAUCGUCCGAUGACGACCAUGAUAACAACAUGGUUGCCGAAUGCAUACGAUCAGCCAUGCCACAGGCGCGAAAUUCAAAGAGCGCAGUCAAGAUAGAACAGUUGUCUGUCAGCAAUAAGCAAACGAAUGAAAAGCAGAAGGAAAUCAUCGACACCAGAGUGAAAAUGCGAACACCCAAGUCAUCUCCACAACAGCAGACCCCAAUUGCCUACAACAGUCCACGCGUUAAGGACAUCAAACUGGAAUGUUUCGCAGUUGAAGGCAGCCCAGGUGUAUUCUCCACUCGCUCUUCACUCAGUGACCUCACUAUCAACUCAGUUCCAAAAAGCAGAGAAAGAUGUCCUGUGUCUCCAGCACCUGAUGAUGGCCUAUCACCACUUAGUUCCUUAGAACCAGAAGUUACAGUGCUAUCACGCCAACCUUCAACCGGUUCACUGGACGGCGACUGGACCGAGGAGCAAGCGCUAUUGCAGCAGUGCAUCUCGUCAGGAAUGCCGCCUCCGUCUCAACCGCCCCUGUCUCAACCGCCCCCGGCAAAAAACGGGCUCAGGCCGCCGGUGGCAGUCACCGCCCCCGGCACCGUAAACACCGUCACCGUCGCAGCCACCCCCACUCACACACAACCAACUAGUGCAAGGCAUCAACAAAAUCAGCAACAAACAGCGACAGUAGACCGCAUGAAAGAGAGCGUAGACACGUGGAACGACGAUACGUCUCCUAACGACGUGUCCUUCCCCAGCAUCAGCGUGACGACGCCACUCAUCAGCUCCUACAAGAGCGCACUGGGCGACGCCGAUGAUGAUGAAGCCGACGACCGCACUGAGGCCGAUGCCUACGUGUCGCUGCCUGUGUCGACGGUUACCAGAGGGCUCGAAGAAAUGUCGCUCACCGACUCUAGUAUUAUACAGCUCGAGGAAGGCAAGGUGGCAAUAAUCGCGAACAUGGAAAUGGAGGCGAGCUACCUCUCCGACCUGGAUUCAGUGCGACCGCCUUCAGCCAUGGGCAGUCUUCUGUCCCUCACUCAGUCGAUGAGCGUUUCCGAGGCCGACCGACGAGCCAAUCAGAGCGUGAGCAUGUCGGAGGCCGACCGGAGAGGAGGACGAGGUCCUAUGCGGGGGCUCGUCGCUCGCCGUGCCCUCGCCGACUCCAGUCUCAGCUGGAACAACAUUGACAGCAUCAAACCGCCGUCUGGCAUGGAUGAGCUUUUGGACUUGGAGAACAGCAUUCUGAGUGUGGCAAGCAUUACCUCAGAGAUAGCCGACUCUCCUCACUCAUGUUCGGAAGACGUGACUCUGGCCGAGACAUUGGACUCGAAUCUCGAUCUUCCUCAGUCGCCUCAGCCUCAGAAGAGGAUCACGCCCAAACAGAAACGACAAAAUGUCAAAGACAGGUACAACACGUACACCAUCAACCCGGACCAUCUGCAGAACGGUGUCACAUCGGAGGCAACCGAACCAGUGACAUCAUCACAGCCCGAUGACGCUGAUGACGUCAUCAUGGCUAGUAGUCCGAAAGUGCAGCGCAUGACGCCGAAGCAGCGCCGUCUAGCGGACAAGGAGCGAUUCAUGACGCGCACUCUUGGAGUGGAGGGGGUAGAGCAGAUGGGAGUGGAGGGGAUGGAGCAGAUGGUGGUGGAGGGGAUGGAGCAGCUCAGUCUGGAGGUGGAGGGGGUAGAGCAGAUGGGAGUGGAGGGGAUUGUGACAAGUACGGGAGUUUCCCCUCCUUCUCCGCCCGCAACCCCUCGCGACAGUCUCAAGUCGGUCGACUCGGCCGAUGAAUUGAUCAGUGGUGAUGAAGAAGAAGAUGGUGCAGAGGUGGAAAAAGCGAAACCGCGAGUGGUGAAGCCGUCUGGUGCCCAAUCAAUGGCCGAAGUGAAGGCGAUCAGAGGCCGUAAAAAGGUGCGCAGUGGAAUUCCUAUCUCGGCCAAGGUGUCACCGGCUCCCCCUGUCCCUCCUGUCACCAAGAAGACAGCUAACUCAGCGAUUCCUGCCCCCAGCCCACCUGUACUACAGCGGCAGGGCACCUUCACCAAAGACGAGCCAACCACCCCGCCUCCCUCGGGCAUCCCGGUGCUAUCGAAGAAAGCGUCUCCGAUCCGCACGCUGGUGAAGAAGAAGGGCACCGCCGCGACGCCACAGAACAGCAAGACGCCGACACAAAGUAGCAAGACGCCGGCCGCAGUUCGCUACUUGGCCGGUAGAGGUCGCGCCGGCAGUCUGCCGCGAUCUGAGCCGCCCAAGAAACCGGCGCUCGGCGUUCGAAGUUCAGUCAGCAACCAGAGUCUGAAGAGCGAGACUCUGAAGAGUGAGGCCAGCGACUCGGCAGCAGGACCCGGCAGUGACUCGAGUCCUAGCCAGUCUCGAUGGAGUAGCAACUCGAACCUCGCCGCUAGGAAAGACGCCAAUAAGGUUAGCGACUCGAGUCUCACGCGGCAGCGACUCGGCAGCGGGGAAUCGAGUCCUCGCUGGAGUAGCAAUUCGAACCUUGUCGCCAAAAAGGAUGCAACCAGCAAGAUUGCGAGUUUGUGGAAGAAGGUGGAGGACUCGAAGCGCAAAGAUACCGUCGGAAAGGAUACGCGAGUCUGGAUUGCUGCUCCUUCUAAACAGGCUGCCUGAUCUUCCCAGAACAGCCACGGCACUCUGUAAUUUAUUCAAGUGACAAACAGUGGCAGCAGCAAAUAAUUGAAUAAUUAUCAGAUCUUUAUUCAACUUAUAAUCAAUCACUCAUCAGAUACUUUACGAUAUUCAGCAUGUGAAGGAUAUUAUUAAUAGGCUACAAAUAAGAAAUGCUCUCAACCUCGUCUUCUUUCAUUUUUUAUUUUUUGAUGAGCUAUAUCACGUUUGUCAACUUUGGAAAAUAUUAUUUGAAUAUCUUUUGAGAUUUGUGGAUCACCAUUUAUAGAAUAUGUGGUUUAGAAUGUAAAUACACUAUCUUACUGAAAAUAUAUCAAUGCUUUUGGUAACUCUCACAUUAUUCCAUUAAUUUGAAGUAGCUAAAUUAUUUUAAUGAACUUGAAACUUUUCAUUUUGUCAAUGGAAAGACUGAAUAUUGUUGAAUACAUGAAUUGUGUAUACAGUAUUGUGUCCGCUGUGUUGAAAGGCAAUUAUUUGUCUUGAAUAUUUCUUAUGUUUUUUAGGUUGAAUAAACUAUUACAAAGGGCUAUUCAGUUUAUUGAAAACUCAUGAAAUCUAUAUAGUAUGCUUCUAGUGUUCUAGGGUAUGCAUUGAUCAUAUUGGUUCCUCAUACUAAUAUUGUACUACUCAUCAGAAAAUAUUUUUGCAUAACUUGAUAUUCCAUAAAAAUAUUAGCUAUUAAAACCCUUUUAUAUAACGUCGAUGUGAUAUGUUGAAUAUCGCAAAGUAUACAUUUCUUUUGAGUGAUAAAUCACAUUGCAAAAACAUUAUACCCCGCUACAAUAGGAGAUUGAUAUUUAUAAAAGAGCUUAUUAUUUGUUAUAUUUAUACUAUUUAUCUCAAAAUAUUCUGUAAUUUCAAAUCUAUAUAAAAGCCUCAUAGAUAUUAUUUAUUUGAAUGCCAAAACUAUUUUAUAUUAUAUCUUGUGUUAUAUAGUUAUCAUUUUUCCCAGUGUAAAUAAAGUGGAAGUAAGUUCCCUGUAAAAUAUAAUUAAUAAAUAUUAUCAGUGUAUUGAUUAAUAUAUAGAACGGUGCACUAUGGAAAGUAUACUCUAAAAUAAUUGUAUUGCUAAUUACAUGCUUCAUAGUGAAUUCCUAGAUCAUUCAAAUAAACUAUUCUGGUCAGUUUUUGUUCUAUAUGAUUUAUUACACAUAUUAGACAAUUAUGCUCUCUGUAAAAAAUUUCCUAGAAAUUCCUAUUGAUUUCAGGGGUUUUUCCAAUUCAUCAUUGUUUAUUUAUUCCUCUCACCCAAGUUAUUUUUGGAAAAUCAAAGUGUUUUAAUUGAUAAUUAAAUAAAAAUGAACGAGUAAGCUGCUAAAAUAUUUUACAAUGUUACUCAUAAUCAUUGGCAAAUUAUAGAUCUCAAUACUCAAUAGUAUAUCAAAAUGUAAAGAUUCAAACUUCUGCUAUUCCAAUAAGCGUUGCAACUAUACUAGCAAUUAUAAAUUAUUAUUGAUGUUCAAUGGUUGAUUUUCUGCAUCUUUAUACCAAUCGCAAUUCGAUCGCAAGUUUACUGUAUUUUCAUUGUCUGUUUAAUAGAGAAAUUAUUAUUGAAUACCAAUUAUAGGUGAAUCUAUAGCCUCUAAUAUAUUUGUAUCAAUAAAAAAGUAAAAUGGUUACAUAUUAUUACUUUUCAAAUGAAAUAAAGGUUUUUAAAAUUCUCAAUGAACUUCCAUUUAAAUAACAGUCGUGCAAUAAUUUAUUUUUCGUGUAAUUCAGGUGUUUUGUCUUGAGUUAUUCACUCUGUUUAAGACCCUAGAACUCUUAUAAGUUCAAGGUUUCAAAUAUUAUCCUGCAUUUCUAAUUUUAAGACUGAAAUGUUAGAUUGGAAGUGAAGAACGUUUUUUAGAUUAGAUAUUAAGUCGUGCUUUUAAAUUAAUAUCAUCGAUGUGGAAUUAAUUUUAUGCAUUUAUUUUAUUUUGUCUUCGUUGAAGGGAGAGUGAAUUUUUAUUUUUAUCGUAUAAAUAUCCAAGUUGUAGAUUAUGUUCAUAGAUGAGUCACGAACAAUAUUAUGUUACUUGUUAUUUUGCACAAGUAUUGUAUCAAAUGCAAAAAUCCUAAAAAUAUAAUAUUGCAUUUUA
This is a messenger RNA of Nilaparvata lugens (brown planthopper), 9311 nucleotides long. RefSeq names its product adenomatous polyposis coli protein. Gene Ontology annotation, biological process: Wnt signaling pathway; nervous system development; regulation of cell differentiation. Bases 178 to 7212 code for a protein of 2344 amino acids. The transcript has 34 exons. The record is from RefSeq and is a predicted model, not a curated record. Gene Ontology annotation, molecular function: gamma-catenin binding; beta-catenin binding; microtubule binding. NCBI's taxonomy places the organism in Eukaryota, Metazoa, Arthropoda, Insecta, Hemiptera, Delphacidae. Gene Ontology annotation, cellular component: cytoplasmic microtubule; catenin complex; beta-catenin destruction complex.